Messenger RNA from Clarias gariepinus (North African catfish), 2440 nucleotides. Its product is annotated as alpha-2,8-sialyltransferase 8F-like. The record is from RefSeq and is a predicted model, not a curated record. Gene Ontology annotation, biological process: N-glycan processing; oligosaccharide metabolic process. Bases 413 to 1507 code for a protein of 364 amino acids. Gene Ontology annotation, molecular function: alpha-N-acetylneuraminate alpha-2,8-sialyltransferase activity. The transcript has 8 exons. NCBI's taxonomy places the organism in Eukaryota, Metazoa, Chordata, Actinopteri, Siluriformes, Clariidae.
AACAGCUUACAAUUUCAACAGGAAUGGACCAACAUAGUAAGGCAGGCCAAGCUGUGAAAGAGGAAGAAUAGAGACACUGUCAGAGAUUGUGAAAGAAUGAGAGUGAGAGGGACAAAAACAGGGAAUAGAUCGGGCUGGCAAGCUGAAAAAAGGGCAUGCCUUAAAGUGAGAGUGCUCAUUGGAGAGUAGGACAAAACUGUACAAAGAAGCAAUAAAGAGAGAGAGAGAUAGAGAGAGAGCGAGAGCGAGAGAAAAUCAUACAGGAAAGACAGGAUUAAUGAAACAGAAAGAAUAUGAGGAAUGAAGAAAAACAAGAAGGACUUUGCCCCUAAUGGUGCAAGCAUAAUUAUGAGCACUCAUCCACACCUGUGUGGUAAGAACAGUGAGCUUGACAGACUGAUAAGGCACAGACAUGAACGCUUUUAUAAUAAGGCUGCUAUCUAUCCUCUUCAUUGCUUCCUUUAGCAGCUUUCUGAUUUGGCACUGCUUUAUUCACAGACAUUCAGCUCGCAAACACCCACAUAAUAUAAGCCAAACACCUGCAAAAAGCCGUGAUGAAGCUGCCACUGAGAUACACAAUGUGGACGAAAAUCCUACAAAAAGCAAGGCAAAUAGCUUUAUAGACAAACUUCUAGCAAGAUACUCUACCAACUGGGAAAAGCAGGAGCAGAACUUUAAAACUUAUAGAUCUUUACUAGGCAGCAGCUGCAAAGCCAUUUCCAAUGCAGUGCUUACACAGAGCAACUCACCUUUGGGAUCAAAUAUUACUUAUGAUGCAUUUAGAAAAAAGAUAAUCCAGGUUAAAGAAGACCUAUUCAGUGUAAUUCCCAAGGAGAACCCAUUUCAAACUGCACCAUGGGACUCAUGCGCUGUUGUGGGUAAUGGAGGCAUCUUAGCCAACAGCAGCUGUGGAAAACAAAUUGACUCUGCUUCUUAUGUUAUCAGGUGUAAUCUUCCCCCACUAAACAAUGAAUAUGAGAGAGAUACUGGAAGCAAAACAAAUCUCGUCACAGCUAACCCCAGCAUCCUUUUUCAAAAGUACCAUGCACUGAACGCACGUCGGCGACCAUUUGUGGAUGAUGUGCAAUUGUAUGGGGAUGCUCUGAUCAUGCUGCCUGCCUAUUCAUACCCUCAGAAUACAGCUGUGUCCUUUCGUGCCCUCUACUCACUAGAGGACCAUGGCAGCAGUGGCCCACGAGCUGUAUUUUCUAACCCGGACUACCUGACUAGCCUUGCAAAAUUUUGGCGCAGCCAGGGACUUCGCUCCGCACGCCUUAGCACUGGUAUCAUGAUGGCUAGCAUGGCACUGGAGCUUUGCAAUAAUGUCUAUCUGUAUGGCUUCUGGCCUUUUGAAACACAUCCAUACACCUACCAGCAUCUCAGCAACCAUUAUUAUGAUAACCGACUAGCUAACAAAGUGCAUGCUAUGCCGGCUGAGUUUGAGAGCUUGUUAAAUCUCCAUAACAAGGGUGUAAUUAAUCUGCAUCUAGGGAAGUGCACAAAUUAAAGUAUAUGGACUGCUUACAAAUAAACUGUACCUCAAUUGCGCCAUAAACGUUUUAUUUUACUUUUUAUUUUAAUUUAUUUUUUGUGUGUGUAUGAAAAUUAAGAAAAUGUGCCUUCAUAAUAAUAGCUUAAUAAUUAUUGGAGUAUCUUGAACAAUACUGAAGCAUUUUGCACAUACUGAAGCAGGUAGUUUAAGAAUCUGAAAAGAUCACCUGAUUAGUAGCAGGAGUAGCUCUGGAUUACUGAUCAAAAGAUCAGCGGCUCAAACCCCAGCUCCAUUAAACUGCCACUAUUGGAGACAUUGUAUCAUGGCCGACCCUGCACUCUGACUUUAACUUUCUUCAAGCUGGGAUAUGUGAAGAAAAACAUUCCCUGUACACUAAUGAAGACUUAACAUAAUGCCUUUUUUCCUUAAAUGCAUUGUGACAAUUCUAUGUUUAUGGGAAAGAAAAUACUAUUCAUUAAAAGUUAAAUGAAGAACACAUUGUGGAACAGUGUAAAAAAAGAAUUUAAUAGGUAAUAAGUUAUUUAAUUAAUAAUUACAUUUGGGGCCAAUUAAUUUUCUUCCUAGACUUUGUUUAUUUAAACCCUGGGACAACAUGAAACAACAUUCAGUAGUAUUUUUCUAGUCAUAACUGCAUAAAAUAAGUACUGUAAGUGGAUUUUUCAGACUGAAUUUAGCUUGUGUGUGUACUAUCUCAUGAAAAGUGAUGCUAUUUUGUAGACAGAGUUUGUAUUGAAUGUAAAAAACACUGUGCCUUAAGUUGCCUCUUAUGUCCUCUUUAUGUGACUUUUUUAAGGCUCUGUAUUUUUACUGAAUAUAAUGUCUUUGGGUAUUUGAAUUAAUGUCAUAAGCACCAGAGUAGCAAUUAUUUAAGGGUAUUUAAAACUUUUUUUUUUUUUAGGUCUUUAAUAAACCGAAUCUUAAAAAUUA